GGGUGGUGCGCGGGCACACGGAGGCGGAAGGCCGGAGGCGCAGUCCGCCGCGGGGGCGAGCGCGCAGGCGCCUUCCUGGGACCCACUGCAGGCGCGAAUCCCAGCGGCUGGCGGGCGGCGGGGAUACUUCUACAUAGACAUAAUCAAUUUUUGACUAUUUGGAAACCAAGCAUCAUUAAAAUCCUCUCAAACUCCUAAUUGCGAAGAAUCGAUAACAUUUCAAGAAGUGAUAACAUUUCUCUGAACAAGAAAAGAAGUGAUUGACCACGUUUUAAAAGUACUCUGGCACUGGUGCUGUGUUUUCUUCCCCUCCCUAAAUUUGAAGGAGUAUGGAGAAAUGGUACUUGAUGGCAAUAGUGGUUUUAAUAGGACUAACAGUGCGAUGGACGGUGUCUCUUAAUUCUUAUUCAGGUGCUGGAAAACCACCUAUGUUUGGUGAUUAUGAAGCUCAGAGACACUGGCAAGAAAUUACUUUUAAUUUACCGGUCAAACAAUGGUAUUUUAACAGCAGUGAUAACAAUUUACAGUAUUGGGGAUUGGAUUACCCACCUCUUACAGCUUAUCAUAGUCUCCUAUGUGCAUAUGUGGCAAAGUUUAUAAAUCCAGACUGGAUUGCUCUCCAUACAUCACGUGGAUAUGAGAGUCAGGCACAUAAGCUCUUCAUGCGUACAACAGUUUUAAUUGCUGAUCUGCUGAUUUACAUACCUGCAGUGGUUUUGUACUGUUGUUGUUUAAAGGAAAUCUCAACUAAGAAAAAGAUUGCUAAUGCAUUAUGCAUCUUGCUGUAUCCAGGCCUUAUUCUUAUAGACUAUGGACAUUUUCAAUAUAAUUCUGUGAGUCUUGGCUUUGCUUUGUGGGGUGUUCUUGGAGUAUCUUGUGACUGCGACCUGCUAGGGUCACUGGCAUUUUGCUUAGCUAUAAAUUAUAAACAGAUGGAACUUUACCAUGCCUUGCCAUUUUUUUGCUUUUUACUUGGCAAGUGUUUUAAAAAAGGCCUCAGAGGAAAGGGGUUUGUGCUGCUAGUUAAGCUAGCUUGUGUUGUUGUGGCUUCCUUCGUUCUCUGCUGGCUGCCAUUCUUUACAGAAAGGGAACAAACCCUGCAGGUUCUAAGAAGACUCUUCCCAGUUGAUCGUGGAUUAUUUGAGGAUAAAGUAGCCAAUAUUUGGUGCAGCUUCAAUGUCUUUCUGAAGAUUAAGGAUAUUUUGCCACGUCACAUCCAAUUAAUAAUGAGCUUUUGUUUUACGUUUUUGAGCCUGCUUCCUGCAUGCAUAAAAUUAAUACUUCAGCCAUCUUCCAAAGGAUUCAAAUUUACACUGGUUAGCUGUGCACUAUCAUUCUUUUUAUUUUCUUUCCAAGUACAUGAAAAAUCCAUUCUCUUGGUAUCACUACCAGUCUGCUUAGUUUUAAGUGAAAUUCCUUUUAUGUCUACUUGGUUUUUACUUGUGUCAACAUUUAGUAUGCUACCUCUUCUAUUGAAGGAUGAACUCCUAAUGCCCUCUGUUGUGACAACAAUGGCAUUUUUUAUAGCUUGUGUAACUUCCUUUUCAAUAUUUGAAAAGACUUCUGAAGAAGAACUGCAGUUGAAAUCCUUUUCCAUUUCUGUGAGGAAAUAUCUUCCAUGUUUUACAUUUCUUUCCAGAAUUAUACAAUAUUUGUUUCUUAUCUCAGUCAUCACUAUGGUGCUUCUGACGUUGAUGACUGUCACACUGGAUCCUCCUCAGAAACUACCGGACUUGUUUUCUGUAUUGGUGUGUUUUGUAUCUUGCUUGAACUUCCUGUUCUUCUUGGUAUACUUUAACAUUAUAAUUAUGUGGGAUUCCAAAGGUGGAAGAAAUCAGAAGAAAAUCAGCUAGCUGUAUUCCUAAACAAAUUGUUUCCUAAACAAAUGUGAAAAUGUGAACAGUGCUGAAAGGUUUUGUGAACUUUUUGCUAUGUAUAAAUGAAAUUACCAUUUUGAGAACCAUGGAACCACAGGAAAGGAAAUGGUGAAAAGUCAUUGUUGUCUACACAAAAUAAAUGUAUAUGGAGACCAAA
This is a messenger RNA of Pongo pygmaeus (Bornean orangutan), 2034 nucleotides long. RefSeq names its product ALG6 alpha-1,3-glucosyltransferase (gene ALG6). Gene Ontology annotation, molecular function: dolichyl pyrophosphate Man9GlcNAc2 alpha-1,3-glucosyltransferase activity. The record is from RefSeq and is a predicted model, not a curated record. Gene Ontology annotation, cellular component: endoplasmic reticulum membrane. Gene Ontology annotation, biological process: dolichol-linked oligosaccharide biosynthetic process; protein N-linked glycosylation. The coding region runs from base 330 to 1853 and encodes 507 amino acids. The transcript is spliced from 15 exons. NCBI's taxonomy places the organism in Eukaryota, Metazoa, Chordata, Mammalia, Primates, Hominidae.